UCAGUGACGUCAUGACGUCCCGGUUGUUGUGGUUCCUCUGGUUCUUCGGGUGCUGGUGCAGCGGCUGCAGCUUGGACUCGAACACCGACACUUGUCCAACCACGGGACGUUUAACUUAACGUUUAAAUUAAUGUGUAAACCGGUUUACCCAGCGGACAGCGCGCGCUUCCCGCCACAUGAGCCGGCCCCACAGUUUAAACAACAAGAACAAGAAGUUAGCCUGCAGCUAACUUAGCUUAGCGGCUAGCUAGCAGCUUAGCUCCGCCGGCUAACGCUAGGUUUGUGAAUUUAAAGCCUGAAAGCUGGUUGAACUUUGUGGUUUUAUUUAAAUAGUGUCUGACACGAUACAGGUCUCAGUUUGAAGUGUGUGUGUGACAGAGGAGGAGAGUCGGACUGGAGGUCCUGUCAUCACCAGUGGAGGACACUCAGUCCAACAUGACCGAACCGGUUCUUCUGGGUUUCAUCUGAACUGAGUCUGAAUCCAAAGUCACACAGAAACAGACGAGAAGCUACAGAGUCGCGUGAGAAUGAGACAGAUGUGAAAAACAUCCUGGUUCAACGUUUCGUUUCCCAGAUUAAUAAACUGUUUCAGGAUGGCGUCUCAGUAUAAAAUCCCCAGGAAGAAACAGUCCCAGUCUGACUCCGCCCACAUACACCUGCAGUCACCUCUGUCCCGCCUUCAGAGCCCCGCCCCUCAGUUAAAGGAUUAUGGGGAUCAGUCGGACAGGAGAAGAGCUGACAGGAUGCAUUCUGGGAACACACCGGGCUCCUCUACAAAUGGACACAGGACGCUGUGUAAACCUCUUUUCAGCGACGUGGUGAAAACGCUGCUGGGACUCAACAGCGCAAACAAAGGGGGACAGUCAGCAGCCAAUCACAGACCACUAGGAAGCGAGAGAGCGUCGUCCUCACCCUCAAACAGAUGGCAUCCUAAGAGAACGUCAGACUGUCGGCUGGCCUCAGAGCGUUUGUCUCCACCACAGAAGAAGAGUUUUGACUCCGCAGCUUCGGCCACUAAAUCCAUCUCUGUGGUGUCGGUGGACUCUCUGGCUGAGCUGAGAGGUGAGGGGCAUGCUGGGAGUCAGAGUCCUUUGACACCGGGAGCGACAACGCAGAGGAGAGUGGAGACUGCAGGCAACACGACGCCAAGCCGGGACGCCGCCGCCGCCGCCGCAGAGGGGGCGUUUCAGAACGACAGAAGAAAAACUCUGGAUUCUCCUUCGAAGCUGCAGAACAACUCGUCAGAGGACGACUUCGUGUCUCCAACCAGAACCGUCGUCCACAGAACGUCUGUCCCCUCCUCCGACACAGAGACGGACGGGAGGCGGAGUCUGGACCGGACGGCUUGGACGGCCAUGGCCGCCCAGAGGGAGGACGUGAGGGAGCGAGAGAGACUGAGAUGGAGAGAGUUCACAGACAGGAAGUCCAACAUGCUCCGACUGAGGACUCCAGCAGAACCCAUUGUGUUGUCGAGUGAAGAGGAGGAAGAGGAAGGUGAGGAUGACAGAGACAGAACAAAGAUGGCGUCACAGAGCGCCACCAGCAGGCCGGAGGAGGGAUCACGUCUGAGAACGGAAUGUUCUCCCAGAGCUGAGGAAGGUCAUGACAAACUGACGCUGCCUUCUUACCUGCAGCUGGAGUUCACCUCGCUUCACGCAGGCCUGAUGCACGCUGACGCUGACGGGAAGAUGAUGAUCACUGAAAACGGAAUCACUGUUCCUGUGAAAGUGUCCGAGGGGGAGGAGGGGGAGGUGACCGUGGUGGCGUCUCAGCUCCGUGGUUACGGCGUCUGGGAUGGGGGCGUGGCUCGAGGUGGGACUCUGCUGGCCGGGUGGGAAGGUCCCGCCCCUUCGCUGCUCUUCCUGUGGGUGACGGACGCUCAGGCCAACCUGCUGCAGCGGGAGCUGUCGGCCUUGAGACAGAGCUCCGCCUCCUCAGGUCCGUCGUGCUGCUUCCUCCUGCUGGUGUUGAAGGAGCAGCUGCAGGAGCUUCAGGCCGCUCUGCUGGCGUCCAUCCUUGACAUGACGGAAUAUCAGAAGGGACGCUCCUCCUCCUCUUCCUCCUGUUCCUCUUCCUGUCUGGGUCCGUCCUCUCCUGUUGACUGGACUGACGGACUCCUGCUCCUCCACAGCUGUCCUCCUCCCCUGGAUCAGCACCUCCUCGCUCUGCUGGGACACUCUGCUACGGUCGGUUCAGCGAGCAGCAGUCAGAGGAACAGGAAGUCCAGUCUGAGGUCGUAUGGUCAGCAGCAGCUUCCUGUCAGGUUGAUCCAGUAUCCGCCGCCGCCCUGCAAAGGCCGCAUCUCUGUGACGAGGGAGGACCUGGCCCGUUUGAACGCCGGCGAGUUCCUCAACGACGUCAUCAUCGACUUCUACCUCAAGUUUCUAUUCGUGGAGGGCGUCGGCGGCGCUGUGGCCGAGCGGAGUCACGUCUUCAGCAGCUUCUUCUACAAACAGCUCAGCAGACGGCGAGCAGCAGGGGAGGACGACGCCCCCUCAGUCCCCGAUCGUCACAUGAGACAUCAGAGGGUGAAGACGUGGACUCGUCACAUCGACAUUUUCACCAAAGACUUCCUGUUCGUGCCUGUGAAUCAAGAAGCUCACUGGUUCCUGGUGGUCGUGUGUUUCCCGGGUCUGGAGCACGAAGAGUCUCAAACCUGCACAGGUGCAUCAGAGCAAGCGACGGGAAAACGAGGCCCGAGUCUGAGACGACAACAACCUCCCGACUGCACGGAGCUCGGCCGCCACAGUCACUCCGUGUUAAAGAGGCCGUGCGUCCUCGUCAUGGACUCUCUGAAGCUGUCGUACCAUGAAAACGUCUGCAAACUGCUCAGAGAUUACCUGCAGGUGGAGUGGGAAGUGCGUAGACGGACGCCGCGUCUCUUCACGUCGGACAACAUGAGGAGCUGCAGCUGCAGAGUCCCUCAGCAGGACAACAGCAGCGACUGUGGACUUUACCUGCUGCAGUACGUCGAGAGCUUCCUGCAGAACCCCGUCGUGCACUUUGAACUCCCGUUGCGUUUGGACAACUGGUUUCCGCGGCAACAAGUGCGACAGAAACGCGAGGAGAUUCGGAGUCUGAUCAUAAAGAUGCACCAGAGUCAGACCACGAAGAAAACUGACCAAAAACCAAAAUGACCUCUGAUCCCGAGCCGUUAAUUCACCUGUGCAAUAAAUAAUUUAUAUUUUUUUACUGUUUCACUAUAAUAAACUUUCUUUUAUAAAAUAAAA
Messenger RNA from Hippoglossus stenolepis (Pacific halibut), 3230 nucleotides. It is a transcript of the gene senp7b, whose product is annotated as SUMO specific peptidase 7b. The coding region runs from base 594 to 3137 and encodes 847 amino acids. NCBI's taxonomy places the organism in Eukaryota, Metazoa, Chordata, Actinopteri, Pleuronectiformes, Pleuronectidae. The transcript is spliced from 22 exons. Gene Ontology annotation, cellular component: cytoplasm; nucleus. Gene Ontology annotation, biological process: protein desumoylation. The record is from RefSeq and is a predicted model, not a curated record. Gene Ontology annotation, molecular function: SUMO-specific endopeptidase activity.